This is a messenger RNA of Lineus longissimus, 1692 nucleotides long. RefSeq lists its product as uncharacterized. Lineage: Eukaryota; Metazoa; Nemertea; Pilidiophora; Heteronemertea; Lineidae. The transcript has 2 exons. The record is from RefSeq and is a predicted model, not a curated record. The coding region runs from base 1 to 1692 and encodes 563 amino acids.
AUGCUUAAGCGUUUCUUCGACCAGAUUGUCAUCAAUCCGCGGGAUGAAUAUGAAGGUCUGUCAGCCACCUUUCAAGAGAAGGUGCGUAACCACACUAGUUCUCAAGGAUUAAUGAAUGAAGGAGGCAGUCAAGGGCAGCCAAAGGCGAGGAAUGACAAAUCUGCAACGGAUGGAGGAGCCGAAAGACCAGGAGGGUCAGCAGUACCAGGGGCGAGCAAAAAGCAACAACCCACAAAACUUAAGAGAUUGAUGCAAGUUGUACUGCAACGCAUUACUGAGGGAAAUGAUAAAGAGGAGCCAAGGCAGGAAAGGGGCAACAUACCAGAUAUAGCAGGACAACCAUCUUCGGCAACUGAUAGACCAUCCGAGCCAGCAAGCAUAAGCACGAAAGGGCAUCUCGCCACGGUGGUGUCGAAAGUGUUCCGACUCAAAUAUCAAGCGCGACGUGAAGAGCAGGCGGAAUCAACUGAAAUGCUCGAAAAGCCCACAGUAUCUCACAAACGCAAAGAGGAGCAUUUAGCAGAAGCAGUAGGGAACGAGGGGUCGGUUGACUCAAGGAAGCGGCGCACAGGGACGGUGCCAAUGAAGGACCGGCGGCAAUCCACCGGAACAGAGUGUCUAAAAGAACUUGAACAACAAGCGGCAUCAAAUGAAGUGCCCGAAAAUCCCACAGUGUCACACACACGCAAAAAGUGGCGAUCAACAGCGCAAGCAGUAGCAAAGAGCGUGGAGUCGGUGGACCAAGAGAGGCGCACAGCGACAUACACCCAAGUCCCGACGAAGGACCGGAGGCAAUUCACGAAAGCAGAGGGUCAUACAGUACGUGAACAACGGCCGGCAUCUAAUGAAAUGCUCGAAAAGCCCGCAGUGUCUCACAAACCCAAAAAGGAGGAAUUAAUAGCGCAAGCAGUACUAAAGAACGAGGGGUCAGCGAACCAAAGGAAACGCACAGGGGCGGACUCCCAAGUCCCGACGAAUGACCGGAGGCAAUCCACGGAGACGGAGGGAGUUUUAAAAAGUGCACAACGGGUGGCAUCUAAUGGAAAGCUCGAAAAGCUCACAGAAUCUAACAAAAGUAAAAAGAGACAAUCAGCGGCGCAAGCAGUGGCAAAGAACGAGGGGUCGGCGUGCCAAAGGAAACGCACAGGGACGGCCACCCACGCCACAACUAAGGACCGAAGGCAUUCCACGAAGGCGGAGGGAGUUUUAGAGUGUGCACAUCAAGCGGCAUCUAAUGGAAUGCUCGAAAAGCCCAAAGUAUUUCACAGAAGCAAAAAGGAAAAACUAGCAGAAGCGGUAGAGAACGAUGGAUUGGUUGACUCGAGGAAGCCAAGGCUGGAUAGGGAGAACAUACCAGCUACAGCAGGUCAACCAUCUACGGCAACUGACGGACCAUCCGAACCAGCAACCAAAAGCACGAAAAGGCAUUUCGCCGCGGUAGUUAAGAAAAUGUUACGACUCAAAGCUCCAACGGAACCUGAACAACAGGGAGCAUCAACUGAAAUGCUCAAAAAUCCUACAGUGUCUUUCAAAAGCAAAACGGAGCAAUUAGCAGAAACAGCAGGGAAAGAUGGGUCGGUUGACUCAGCUGGGGGACGCAGAGUGACGGACACCCCAGUCGCAACGCAGGUCCGCAAGCAGACCACGAAGUCAAUGACAGAGGGACAUAGUAAACAGUGGCCUCCAAAGUAG